ACCCGCUAGCCGCCACCGCUCCGCUCAGUCGAUUCGCAGCGCCGAGUGCGUCCGCUGGCUGCACGCUUGACGCCUUUGCCGGCGCGCGAUUAAAAAAUAAACAUUACAAAAUCUGUCAACACGUUCGUUCAUUUUGAAGCCAAAUAUUUCAAGAAGAUAACGAAUACGAUCUAGUGUUGUGCUUGUGAAACAACUGAAAACAACCACCGAAUAAUUUGAAGUGUUAAUAAUUAACAAUUUUGGUACAAAAGGGAAAACAAUCGUUUAAGAGUGAAGAGUGAUGCUAUAUGACAUAUAACUUAAUUUAAAAAUAAAUUCGUGUAAUAAUCUAACAAAAUGUCGACCGAGAGAGAAGAAACACAAGAAUACAUCAACGGCAUGAGACCCGGUCCAUUGACUAGAGAAAUACCAGAAUGCAUGAGGGACAAAUAUACAAUUGUGCAGACAAUUCUGGACGUUAUAGCCUAUUGGAUAUUAUUAUCAGGUUAUAUAAUUACGGGGAUAUACAGGGCGAUAGUAGGAUACCCAAAGAAGGAACUUAAAGAUAGUAUAGCUGUGGUGACUGGUGGCGGAGGAGGUCUUGGCAGUUUGGUGGCUCUAAGACUGGCGAGGCUUGGCUGCACUGUCGUUUUAUGGGAUAUCAACAAACAAGGGUUGGAAGACACAGUCAAACUAGUCAAAGGCAUCGGUGGAAAAUGCCAUGGUUACGUAGUGGAUCUGGCCAGUCGUGAGGACAUCUACAGAGUAGCCAAGACGGUCCACGAGGAAAUCGGCAGAGUGAGUUUGCUGAUUAAUAACGCUGGCGUCGUGUCCGGCCAGUAUUUACUUGACACUCCAGAUCACCUCAUCCAGAGGACGUUUGACGUCAACGUAUUAGCUCAUUUUUGGACCGUGAAAGCGUUCCUACCUCAAAUGAUUGAACAUAACAAUGGUCAUAUAGUUACCAUAGCGUCGAUGGCGGGCCAUGUCGGCGUCGCGAAGCUCGUUGACUACUGCUCGUCUAAAUCAGCAGCUUGCGGCUUCGAUGAAGCCUUGAGAUUGGAGUUAGAAGUUCGAGGAAUCAAAGGAGUCCAUACGUCACUAAUCUGCCCCUAUUUCAUCCGUUCCACUGGAAUGUUUGAGGAAGUUAAUUCAAGGUUCGUGCCGCAGCUGAACUCCAACGAGGUAGCGGACCGGAUCGUGUUUGCGAUCCGCACCAACGAGCCCCUCGCCGUCAUGCCGGGAUAUUUCCGAUUGUUGCUGCCUUUCAAAUGGUUGGUUCCGUGGCCGUGUGUAUCUGAGAUCAUCCGUGGUCUGGUGCCGGACGCGGCACCUGCCCCUAUAGCCUCGCACCGGCCACAACUUACUGACGAUUUGGUACCAACAUCUCACAAAGGCAAGCUGGACUCGCGCCCGAUGUCGCUAGUGCCGCCCGCGCGCCACGACCGCCAUGUUUGAUGUCACCGUGACGUCACAACAUGGCGCCACGAGUGAGGAACUUUGUCAAAGUAUGGCAACAUUCUAUCUUAAUAUAUGUAUGACAUAAUUAAAAUGUGCCUAUUCAAAAAUUAUUGUGAUAUAUCAAUAGAGAUUAUAUUGCUCUUGACUUUUAUAAGGAAAUAUUUUGUCAAAUGUUUUACGUAUUUUAUUCUAUUUUUUAAUUUUCAAGGAACUAUAUUACUAUGGAAGAUAUUUUAUAAAAUUAUAAUACGAUAUCAAGAAAUUAUUAUAGUUUGAGAAUAUUUGACAAAGUUCCUUAUUGAAUUUCGGCAAAACUACUUAAUUUGGUUAUGGAUAGAGAGUAAUUAGUUAAAUUACUGUGGGCAAAUUAUUUUUUUCCUGUUAUCUUCAUUGGGUUUUUGCAAGAUGCAAAAAAUGUCUACAAUCCAAUUUUAAAAUUAAAAAAAAUAUAGCUGUCAGUGAAACAAUAUUAAAACUAUAGUUAUAAAAGUAUUACUCUUUUAUGUGAAAUCUAAUUCUCCAGAGAAUUCUAAAUAAUGUUAAACCAUUUUUUAGUUGUCUAAAAGAAUGUGUAUUAUAUAAUUACAGUGUUAAAAUUACAUUUUUAUUUUAUAGUAACGAUUGUAAAAACAAUUAACAAAUUUAUGUUAAUAUUUUUUCAAUCUAUUUAAGAAUGUAAUUAUAUGAAAAGGUAAAUAUUAAUUUUAGGUUACUUACUUAGUUUUAUUAACUUGAGUUAAGUGACAUAUUAAGACACUGCGGUAUUUUAGUUACAAAUAAGGUGAUGAAUUUGGAUCAGAAAACAUAUAGCUGUCUCUUUUAUUCUCAAUGAAAAGAAAAGAGAUAACACAUUUUUAGAAAGAUUUUUCGAGAGUGGAUACGAUAAAAUGUGAUGUUUAUAAUUAAAUAAGUUUUAUAUUAAUUAUGUCAGUAGUUCCAUUAUUUUCUUAUUGAAAAAAAA
Molecule: messenger RNA, 2401 nt
Organism: Papilio xuthus (Asian swallowtail)
Lineage: Eukaryota; Metazoa; Arthropoda; Insecta; Lepidoptera; Papilionidae
Product: estradiol 17-beta-dehydrogenase 11
Exons: 7
Coding region: 337-1437 (366 amino acids)
Cellular component (GO): lipid droplet
Molecular function (GO): oxidoreductase activity, acting on the CH-OH group of donors, NAD or NADP as acceptor
Source: RefSeq, a predicted model, not a curated record